UGAUAAUGUCAUAGAAAAUCAAAACCAAAACCAAUACGUAUUCUUGUUAAAAUUGCAGAUUGUUGAUUAAAAUAUUACUUUCUGGAGUUAACUUAAAACAUCGUUUCUAAGAGAUUUUAUAAAGAGUAGAUCAUGGCUGCUAUGAUAAGCUCUUGGAAUCCAGAGAAGAAGCACAGCGACGUGGAAAGAUGGAUAUGUAUUUACCCUGCAUACUUGAAUAGCAAGAAGACGCUAGCUCAGGGCCGUAAGCUAUCCAAAUCAUACUGUGUGGAGAAUCCUACUCAUCAGGAGAUCAGAGAUGUUUUGGUAGCAGCUGGCUUGAGAGUGGGGGUUGAGAACAAGCUGUAUCCUAGGGAACCCAGUAAGGAAAUAUUAUACAGAGGUAGAAUCAGAGUACAGUUAAAAAAUGAUGAUGGAACUCCUGUCAAACCAGACCUUCCAACGCGUGAGGCUGUCAUGAAGCAUAUCGGUGAAUCAAUACCUAAACUGAAGACAAGACAAAACAGACCUGCUGAUCAACCUCAACAAGCAGCCCAAACAAGCAAGAGCAAGGGGAAAAAAGGACGCCGUUAAUUUUAUUUGUUUAUUACAAAAGUAAUUAUUUGUACAAAAUACUUAUCUAUUUCUAAUAUACUACACAAAAACACAAAA
Molecule: messenger RNA, 651 nt
Organism: Helicoverpa zea (corn earworm)
Lineage: Eukaryota; Metazoa; Arthropoda; Insecta; Lepidoptera; Noctuidae
Gene: Srp19
Product: signal recognition particle 19 kDa protein
Exons: 4
Coding region: 133-573 (146 amino acids)
Biological process (GO): SRP-dependent cotranslational protein targeting to membrane, signal sequence recognition; SRP-dependent cotranslational protein targeting to membrane
Cellular component (GO): signal recognition particle, endoplasmic reticulum targeting
Molecular function (GO): 7S RNA binding
Source: RefSeq, a predicted model, not a curated record